Bipolaris victoriae FI3 is the source of this 921-nucleotide messenger RNA. RefSeq lists its product as hypothetical. Gene Ontology annotation, molecular function: protein binding. The coding region runs from base 1 to 921 and encodes 306 amino acids. The record is from RefSeq and is a predicted model, not a curated record. NCBI's taxonomy places the organism in Eukaryota, Fungi, Ascomycota, Dothideomycetes, Pleosporales, Pleosporaceae. The transcript has 4 exons.
AUGCCCUCGUCCCACUCAGCCACAUCCACCUCGUUCGCAAAAAUGGAAAACGGAGGCUACGGCCAGAGGUCGUCGGGCUUCAGUUUCGGCCGCAUUGUUGGCGACCCCUUCGCCCUCGCCACAAUCUCCAUUGGCAUCCUCGCCUGGAUCAUCUCUUUUGUCAGCUCCAUAAUAUCGGCCAUUCAUGGCGGCUUUCCAAACUUCGCAUGGUGGACUCUGGUCUUCAUGUUCUUCUGCAUUGUCGGCGUCACCGUCACAGUCGCCUCGGAUGCUGAGCGGACUUACCAUGUCGCCAUUGUCGGUUUCCUUGCUGCUGGCCUUGUAUUCACCACCUCGUCUGUCAACUCGCUCGUUUACUCGCCCGUUACCCCCUUCGAGGCUGCUGCCGCCGGCUAUAUUCUGCUCUCCAUGAUCGCGAUUGUCUGGAUCUUCUACUACGGAUCGCAACCACAAGCCAGCCACCGCGCCUUUGUCGACUCGUACGCCCUUAACAAGGAGCACCCAGGCUCUCGCUCGUCCCGACCAAUUUCCAAUGGCUACACGAACCGCCCUGAAACCCAGAGCGCCGCCCCCCAAAUGUACACAUCCGCCCAACUCAACGGCUUCGAGACCUCCUCUCCCGUGUCCGGCUACCCCGGAGGCCCCACUGGCGCAAACGCCCGCAACUCGUCCGCCCCACCCUUCGGCGGUAUCCCCUCCCAGGCACAAAACGACGAGGCUCAGCAAGAAGCUACCAUCGAGUACCCCUACCGCGCCAAGGCCAUCUACAGCUACGAGGCCAACCCAGACGAUGCCAACGAGAUCAGCUUCCAGAAGCACGACAUCCUCGAAGUAUCCGACGUCAGCGGACGGUGGUGGCAGGCCAAGAAGCCAAAUGGCGAGACCGGUAUCGCGCCCAGCAACUACCUCAUCUUGCUAUAA